Molecule: messenger RNA, 910 nt
Organism: Capra hircus (goat)
Lineage: Eukaryota; Metazoa; Chordata; Mammalia; Artiodactyla; Bovidae
Product: GTPase IMAP family member 5-like
Exons: 1
Coding region: 1-696 (231 amino acids)
Molecular function (GO): GTP binding
Source: RefSeq, a predicted model, not a curated record
AUGGGCAGUGGGAAAAGUGCCACCGGGAACAGCAUCCUCUGCCAGCCCGUGUUUGAGUCCAAGCUGGGGGCCCAGGCAGUGACCAGGAAGUGUCAGAGGGCAACAGGAAUGUGGAAUGGGAGGAGCAUCCUGGUGGUGGACAUGCCCCCCAUCUUUGAGACUGAGGCCCAGGAUCAAGAGCUGUAUGAGAAUAUCGGAGACUGUUACCUGCUGUCAGUGCCAGGGCCCCACGUGCUGCUGCUGGUGACCCAGCUGGGGCACUUCACCGAGCAGGAAAUGGUGGCCAUGACCAGGGUGAAGGAGGUCUUUGGGGCAGGAGCUGAGAGGUACAUGGUCAUCCUCUUCACCAACAAGGAGGACUUAGAGGGUGGAUCCUUGGAUGAGUAUGUGGCAAACACAGACAACUUCAGGCUGAGGAGCCUGGUCCGGAAGUGUGAAUGGAGGUACUGUGCCUUCAACAACUGGGCCUCCGGGGAGGAGCAGAGAGAGCAGCUGGCCCAGCUGAUGGCCAUGAUGGAGGGGCUGGAGGGGGAGCACCAAGGCACCUUCCUCACCAAUGAGCUCUUCUUUGAUGAACGGAUACUCCAGCAGAUGGGGGUUGGCACCUGUGGAGAAGGUCAGAAGCACUACCUGGACAAGGUACGGCUGCAGGUUGCAAAGCAAAAGCAAGACUUGAAAGAGGCCAAGAGAAACUGAGCCUUCAAGACAGUCUUCUGACUCAGAACCUGGAUGGUUGUGAAUUAUGAGCUUUGUGUUUGUCUUGUUUAGUGCAGUUUACUUUUCCUUCUUAUUCUACUGAUCAUCCUGUACCAUCUUUAAUUCUGUGUGACAUCUGUGUGGCAGAGCCAUUUCUCAAAUAUCACCUCAUGGAUUCAUUGUUUAAUUCAGAAAUAAAGUCUCCCAGUUUGCA